AUGACAUCACCCAGCAACUAUUCCACUGCCCCGGUCUCUGAAUUCCUCCUCAUCUGCUUCCCCAACUUCCAGAGCUGGCAGCACUGGCUGUCCCUGCCCCUCAGCCUCCUUUUCCUCCUGGCCAUGUGGGCUAACAUAACACUCCUGCUCACCAUCCAACUGGAGACCACUCUGCACGAACCCAUGUACUACCUGCUCAGCCUUCUCUCCCUCCUGGACAUUGUGCUCUGCCUCACUGUCAUCCCCAAGGUUUUGGACAUCUUCUGGUUUGGAAAUAAAUCUAUCAGCUUUUCUGCCUGCUUCCUCCAGAUGUUCAUCAUGAACAGUUUUCUGACGAUGGAGUCCUGCACAUUCAUGGUCAUGGCCUAUGACCGCUAUGUGGCCAUCUGUCGCCCUCUGCGGUACCCAUCCAUUAUCACGAACCAAUUUGUGUUUAGGGCUUCCAUCUUCGUUGUGAUGAGGAAUGGCCUUCUUACUAUGCCUAUCCCCAUACUUUCUUCCCGGCUCAGAUACUGUGCAGAAAACAUGAUCAAUAACUGCAUCUGUACUAACAUAUCUGUUUCUAAACUCUCUUGUGAUGACAUUAUCUUCAAUCAGUUUUACCAGUUUGUUAUAGGUUGGACCCUGCUAGGUUCGGACCUCAUCCUUAUUGUUCUCUCUUAUUUUUUUAUCCUGAGAACUGUGCUAAGCAUCAAGGCUGAGGGAGCUGUGGCCAAAGCUCUAGGUACUUGUGGUUCUCACCUCAUCCUCAUCCUUUUCUUCAGCACGGUCCUGUUGGUUCUGGUCAUUACUAACUUGACUAGGAAGAAAAUUCCCCCGGAUGUCCCCAUCCUGCUUAACAUCCUGCACCACCUCAUCCCUCCAGCUCUGAACCCCAUUGUUUAUGGUGUGAGAACCAAGGAGAUCAAGCAGGGAAUCCAGAAACUACUGAGAAGGUUGUAA
This is a messenger RNA of Carlito syrichta (Philippine tarsier), 942 nucleotides long. RefSeq names its product olfactory receptor 56A4-like. The transcript has a single exon. Gene Ontology annotation, cellular component: membrane. The coding region runs from base 1 to 942 and encodes 313 amino acids. Gene Ontology annotation, molecular function: G protein-coupled receptor activity; olfactory receptor activity. NCBI's taxonomy places the organism in Eukaryota, Metazoa, Chordata, Mammalia, Primates, Tarsiidae. Gene Ontology annotation, biological process: G protein-coupled receptor signaling pathway. The record is from RefSeq and is a predicted model, not a curated record.